Molecule: messenger RNA, 523 nt
Organism: Prorocentrum cordatum
Lineage: Eukaryota; Dinophyceae; Prorocentrales; Prorocentraceae
Source: the annotation of a GenBank genome assembly
CGAGGUGGUGGUCCUCGGAGGCGGGGCGGCGGGGCUGCUGGCCGCGAUCACCGCUGGCAGGAGGGGCAGGCGGGUCACGGUUCUCGAGAGGAACGCGGACAUCGGCAAGAAGAUCCGCAUCAGCGGGGGUGGGCGCUGCAACUUCACGAACAUUUCGCCGGGGCUGCUGGACGGCUUCCACUCCUCGGGCGACGGGGCGGACGCGGAGUUCUUCAAGUCGGUGCUUUCGCGCUACCGCCCGCAGGACUUCAUCGCGCUGAUGGACAAGCACGGCAUCAAGUACCACGAGAAGAAGCUGGGGCAGCUCUUCUGCGAUGAGUCCGCGGGCCAGAUCGUGGAGAUGCUGCGCCGAGAGUGCGACGACGCUGGGGUGCGCAUCCUGACUGACUGCCUGGUGACCGACCUGUCGCCCGGCGACCAGGCGGCGGCAACGGCCUCCUCGGCGGCGGCGGCGGAAGCGCAGUUCCAGGUCGACUACCUCACCCUGCCCCAAAGGCGAGCAGAAGGGGCUCGGCACAGGAUC